Molecule: messenger RNA, 2062 nt
Organism: Cyanistes caeruleus (blue tit)
Lineage: Eukaryota; Metazoa; Chordata; Aves; Passeriformes; Paridae
Source: RefSeq, a predicted model, not a curated record
UCUUGCCCAUUGCCCACAGGUAAAACAAGAAACAUCCCAGGUUAGAUCCCUGCUGGAUUGCACUUGUUGCUUGAUAUUUCCUUCAUUGUUUUGCUGUCGGGAAUCAUUCUUGGCAUAUGCAUUUCUGCUGCAUCUGGUAAAACAACGCUUUUCCUCACCCUGCAGGAAAUGCCACUGGAUCCUGUCAAUUACAUAUACAACUAAUAUAUAAACCCAAGGAUGCAUUCACUGAAAAAGACCUGUUGAGCACUAAUUCAUACUGCCCACCUGGUCCAGUUGAAUUGUGAGCUGAAAAAAAUUCUGCAGCCUAAAAAGGGAGAAGAUUGAAGAGCAAGAGACCCAUUUUGUUGUGGGGUUUCCUUUAUCAGAGAAGGGGCCAGACAUCCAUUUGACUGUGACAUCACUGUGUGGUGGAAAAAAACAUCACCAAAAGAUGGACUGUGAUAUCACAUCCUUCACUGGUUAUGUGUGUGCCUGCGGAGCCUUGCUGGGCCAGCUUAGCUCAAGCCUGGACUUCUGCUGAGUGUGCGGGCAAGUGGGAGCUCCUUCUAUAGCUCUCAGUUCUCCCCAGCCUGCUUCAGCAAGACAUGGCCACAAGGGCAGACUGGAGCUGCCCCAUCUGCCACAGCAGUCAGAGUGAUGUGGCAUCUGCUGUGCCCUGUAAUGACCGGUUCUGCCUGGGCUGCAUCCUGCGGUGGGCAAACACAAAUCCAGUGUGCCCAGUCUGCAGCAGACGUAUGGAGACUGUCAGGUUUUCUGAGCGGAACAAACGGGACUAUCUACAGUUUGCCAUCACAGCCUCAGAAGCGUUGGCAGAGGACAGCAGCCAGGCAGGGAAUGCUCCAUUCUACCUGGCCCGAAAGAGACUCCAUCACCCCAGGGUGUCCCCUCCACCUUCUCCACAAAGGAUGCUGUCUCCAGAUGAGCAGGGGACUGUAGAGCCAGUGUUCAUGGGUGGCCUAUUGCCUGAGGUCUGGGCAGAACUUUUCCAAAGGCAACAGCAACUGCUGGACCCUGUGCUUCCCUGGCUGCGCUGGAGGCUGGAAGCAGUCUAUCACGAUCAGUGGUGGCGAGCAGAGGCUGCAGAGAGCUCCAUCCUGCAUGGCCUCUGUGUCUGUGGUCCAAAUGCAGAGAUCUUAAUUGAGCUGCUGGAACCUCUCCUCAAUGGGCACACAGCAUCGCUGGUUUAUGGCAUCAUGAAUGUCAUUGCAGGCCAGUGCAGUGACAAAGCCCAGAGGCUGCUGUGCUUCCAUCAUGCCAGUACCAACUCCAGUAGCUCCAGCUACACUAGAUCCCGGGAAGUGACUCCUACCAGUGGAACCACAGGCUCUGAGGUGGAGGAGGAAGCCAGUACAUCAGAAACUGGUCUCCAACAGAGUCCCAGCCACCCCCCAACUAUGCCCACCUCCUUAGAGCAGGACCAGCCCCAGGAAGAGCAGGAGCAGACGGUGGUGGCAGCAGGUCCAUCUGCUCAGGGCUGCAGCCCCUCUCCUCCUGACCAGGCCAGGGACCACUCUUCUAGGCAGCCUCGGCAUGCUCGGAAGAAGAGAGCCCGUCGCGCCCAUGAUUCUCCCUGCCCAAAGAAGAGGCCACCUCGGCAGCAGCACUAGCAGACCUCCAGGAACUAUUCAACCAAGAAAAAGGAAAUAAAUUGUCAUUUCCCUGACAAAGUCUCUGAGUGCUGCCUUCUCCCCCUUCUGGUGCCUUUCUCUGGCCCCCAUACUCCACCAUCAGCCAAGAGUGCCCGGGACUCCAAGGUCAUUUCAGCAGUGCCUUCUCACACAGGAAAUGAUGCUGCAGCUGUGAUGAUUGAAAAACUUUCAAACAAGCACUGGGGUGAUGCUACCAGAAGUAUCAGGAGUGAAAGGCUGACCAGGCAUUUAUCACAUGAGAAGAGGAAAACUCUGAUAGUGCCUAACACAAUUUCUGCCUAAAACAUUAGUGCCAAAUGUACAGUUUGAUGAUGUCAGAUACACUCAGAGGACAGGUACAGCCUGAAGGUACCAAUAACAGUUCAUUCAAUCAGUGGGAGACAAAAGACCUACACAUUAAUGUAGAAUGU